AUGUCGACAGUGGGCACCAGCGACAAAGAUGACAAGUUUGCCAAAGUUCGCUCUGUUAUGUGCAUGCUGAACGAGCGAUGGCUUCGUUACUUCCCAGGUGACAUUUACUUAUCCAUUGAUGAAUCCAUGGUACCUUAUUUUGGAAGGCACGGGUUGAAACAACAUAUCCAUGGGAAGCCUAUCCGAUUCGGAUAUAAAGUUUGGAUAUUAGCUACAAGGUUAGGCUACGCUAUUCAAGCGGAACCGUAUCAGGGCAAAGCGACUGGAGCAACUAUUCCUGAGCUCGGGACCAUAAGGGUAGACAGAGUUGAGGAUGCCCCUCUUCGUAAACCUCAAGAUCUCAAGAAAGAACCAAGAGGUACUUUCCAUCAAAUAACUGACACAGACACCAACAUAACACUUGUAAGAUACAUGGACAACAGUGUUUUUACUAUAGCGUCGACAGCAACAGGCGUUCAUCCUGAGGGGAAAGCAAAGCGUUGGUCCUCUAGCAAUAAAAAACACAUCGUUGUGCCACAGCCAAACUGUGUCAAUUGGUACAAUAUGAAUAUGGGUGGGGUGGAUAGGCUAGAUGAAAAUGUAUCUACCUACCGUAUUCAUAUUCGCAACAAAAAGUGGUAUUGGCCAAUGGUUGCAUACAUGCUGAAUGUGAGUAUGAAUAAUGCUUGGAUUUUAUACAGAAUGACGCCAAAAGGAGCUGAAGAACAAUUAGAUCUUCUUGGAUUCACCCGCUACAUUGUCCGUACGUACAUGCGAACAUGCACAAGCCAUCGAUCCUCUGCAGGACGGCCAAGCCAGACAGUAUCCAGUAGGGUGUUGCCUGAAAUCCGAUUCAGUGGAAAAGAUCAUCAUUUAGAAAACAGUUCAAAAGCAAAUUCGCUGCGCACUGUGUUCCAAAGCAACAAGGAAACGGUGCAAGACUUGUCAAGUUGGAUGCCAUGUGCUUUGUGCGGAGGCUUUCCAUACUUCCUGAGGAAGUAA
Homalodisca vitripennis (glassy-winged sharpshooter) is the source of this 981-nucleotide messenger RNA. Its product is annotated as piggyBac transposable element-derived protein 3-like. Gene Ontology annotation, molecular function: sequence-specific DNA binding. NCBI's taxonomy places the organism in Eukaryota, Metazoa, Arthropoda, Insecta, Hemiptera, Cicadellidae. The transcript has 3 exons. Bases 1 to 981 code for a protein of 326 amino acids. The record is from RefSeq and is a predicted model, not a curated record.